UUAAUCGAUUAAUCCUUUUCCUCGUUACUUUCCUCUCUCAGAGACAAACAGGAGACAGAAACGGAAGGGAAACAGUGAGUGCGGGCGAGAGGGCUCCGGAGAAAAAAGGCUAUAGAGAGAUGUCUCUGGUAGACUAUGCUUCCUCUUCAGACGAAGACGAAGAGGCUGAGCCCAUACAAGAACAACAACUCCAUUCCCAAGUUCCUCUAGCUCCAAAUCCCGAUCCUCCACUUCCUCAAACCCAAUCAUCAGCGUCAGCAUCAGAUCAACAGCCAGAAAUUGCUUCCAGUUCAUCAGUGCCUUCUAUUGAAAAACUUCCUGAUGCCUCGUUCCUAUUGAAUUCACCUGCUAUCUCAUCCCAUCUACUUAGUGGCUAUGAUCACUCUUCUCGAGUUGCAGCUGCUAUGGCUGAAAGUGCUUCACGCAAGAGAGAAGCAAAGGGAUUUUCUUCCUCUCUUCCCCGCAGUAAAGUUCCUAAAGGAACCUUGCCUCAUUCAAGAAAUGUUCCAGAUACUGUGGGGGGUCUGCUAGUACCACCUCAGCUUAAGGGAAAGAGCAAUGUUGUCACAGAAGAUCUGAGCAAGCUCUUUGUGAAAAAGCCUGUUGGCUCCUCAUCUCAGUAGCAGUUCUUCAUGGUUUGAGGAAGAUGGCGGAAGGAAAGAGAAGGAGAUGAAGGCUAAGAAAGGGAAAUGGAUGUGUUUAAUAUUACUCUUUUUUUUUUUUAAUCAUAAAUUAAUAAAAUUGUGAAAAUAUCCUUGUCUUCUCCCUCUCACCCAAGACUCUCAACAACUAUAAAGAUUGGUUUGAUUUGGUUAUGAAAAUCAA
Vitis riparia (riverbank grape) is the source of this 825-nucleotide messenger RNA. RefSeq lists its product as uncharacterized. The transcript has 4 exons. Bases 120 to 623 code for a protein of 167 amino acids. NCBI's taxonomy places the organism in Eukaryota, Viridiplantae, Streptophyta, Magnoliopsida, Vitales, Vitaceae. The record is from RefSeq and is a predicted model, not a curated record.